This is a messenger RNA of Mesocestoides corti, 336 nucleotides long. The record is from the annotation of a GenBank genome assembly. NCBI's taxonomy places the organism in Eukaryota, Metazoa, Platyhelminthes, Cestoda, Cyclophyllidea, Mesocestoididae.
AUGAUCUUGGGAUUGAUUAAGUGGUGGGUGAUGGUGUGCUGCCUCAUGAAGCUGACGAAUUGGGGUGCAGAUGACGUCGGUGUCGGCACUGAAGUUUGGCUGAUUGGAGUUUUGAUGUUUGAGGCAGCUGGCGAAACUGCCGUGGUAUCCACUGUGGGGGGUCUCAUUUGCGAUUUUCUGAGUCUUUUCAAGGCACUGUUGACCUGUGUCCGUGACUGCUUAAUCCACGAGCCUGCUGAGGAGACAUAUCGAAGUCGCGUACUUGUGACGCGUGGUGCCUACACAGCGACUCUUAUGUGCCUCGGUGUAGCGUGGCGCUCAUUGGUUGGGACGUGA